AUGUCUUCUCGCAAGAAGAUCCUCCUGAAAGUGAUCAUCUUGGGUGACUCCGGUGUUGGCAAAACCUCUCUGAUGAACCAAUAUGUCAACAAGAAAUUCAGCGCAAGCUACAAAGCUACCAUCGGCGCCGACUUCCUCACGAAAGAAGUCCUGGUUGACGACCGCCUGGUGACGAUGCAACUUUGGGACACAGCUGGCCAGGAACGUUUCCAGUCGCUAGGUGUGGCUUUCUACAGAGGCGCGGAUUGCUGUGUGUUAGUAUAUGAUGUGAACAACGCGAAGAGUUUCGAUACAUUAGACUCGUGGAGGGAUGAGUUCUUGAUUCAAGCGAGCCCGAUGGACCCCGAGAGCUUUCCAUUCGUGGUGCUGGGAAACAAGGUGGAUGUCGGCGAGGACAAGAGGGUGGUGAGCGGUAAGAGGGCAAUGGCUUUCUGUCAGGGCAAGGGUGGGAUACCUUAUUUCGAGACGAGCGCGAAGGAAGCGGUGAAUGUGGAGCAGGCUUUCGAGGUUAUCGCGAGAAACGCGCUUGCGCAAGAAGAGUCGCAAGAUUUCAAUCCCGACUUCCCUGAGACGAUACCCAUCAACAUUGGCGAGCAGAACCAAGGCUGCAACUGCUAA
Molecule: messenger RNA, 618 nt
Organism: Recurvomyces mirabilis
Lineage: Eukaryota; Fungi; Ascomycota; Dothideomycetes; Mycosphaerellales; Teratosphaeriaceae
Gene: YPT7
Product: Rab GTPase ypt7
Exons: 2
Coding region: 1-618 (205 amino acids)
Biological process (GO): regulation of vacuole fusion, non-autophagic
Cellular component (GO): late endosome; fungal-type vacuole membrane; vacuole
Molecular function (GO): GTPase activity; GTP binding
Source: RefSeq, a predicted model, not a curated record